Molecule: messenger RNA, 324 nt
Organism: Knipowitschia caucasica
Lineage: Eukaryota; Metazoa; Chordata; Actinopteri; Gobiiformes; Gobiidae
Source: the annotation of a GenBank genome assembly
AUGGGCAGCAUCAACAUGGCUCUAUCCGUGCGCCUCGCCUGGCUCUCUCUGCUCCUCCAGGCGGGCCGGGUGUGCUCUCUGAUGGGGGACGAGGACCAGGGCCAGGACGCCGAGUGUAAGAUGAAGAGCGUCACCGUGUCCGCGCUGCCGUUUUUGCGAGAGAACGACUUGAGCAUCAUGCACAGCCCCUCGGCCUCGGAGCCAAAGCUGCUGUUCUCCGUAAGGAACGAUUUCCCCGGGGACGUGGUGGUGGUGGACGACCUGGAGAACACGGAGCUGCCCUAUUUCGUCCUGGCUUGUUAUCCCACCGCUGCUAAAAACUAA